Messenger RNA from Megalops cyprinoides (Indo-Pacific tarpon), 2300 nucleotides. Its product is annotated as cbp/p300-interacting transactivator 3-like. NCBI's taxonomy places the organism in Eukaryota, Metazoa, Chordata, Actinopteri, Elopiformes, Megalopidae. The coding region runs from base 182 to 817 and encodes 211 amino acids. The record is from RefSeq and is a predicted model, not a curated record. The transcript is spliced from 3 exons. Gene Ontology annotation, cellular component: nucleus. Gene Ontology annotation, biological process: regulation of DNA-templated transcription.
GACCUGAAGUGAUAGACGCUGUCCUGUUGCAGGAAUGAUAUGAACCUUAAACCACUGGAAUGCAUGGUUUGUGAUUUUUAGGACCAUCGCUGUGCACAGUGAACGAAGAAAUAAGAGCAGCAUUAAAGUCACCGAACUUUGAUACAAGAUCUCCCAGCUGCUGUGAAUCACAAAAGAGGUUAUGGCAGAUCAGCUGAUGUUGCCCAUGGUCCCCAGUCCUGCAGGCAGUGGCCCGCGUGGGUACAGAACCGGCAUGAAUACCCUGAUGCCUGGAGGCCACAGCCUGCCCAACGACCAGAGGCAUUAUGGGAUAGGACCUCCAGAGGUUCCUCUGAGGCCUCAUCCUGGCAUGGCGACAGGCUUAAACAGACAGAUGGGUCACCCUCACCAGACGCCAGGCAACAUGGUGUACAGCGGCCAAAGCCAGCAUCCACAGAGUCGCGCUCACCCACAUCAACAGCAAUACCUGCCAGGCGGACACACCUCCCAACAGCUUAUGGCCAGCAUGCACCUACAGAAACUCAACACCCAGUACCACAGACACCCGGCGCUGCCUCUGAACGGGAACCUGGCGGGCAACGGCGCCCCCUACAGGGCGAGUUCGCAGUGGGUCGGCACACAGCAUGUCACUGGACCGACGCUGGGCCUGAGCAUUAUGGACACGGACUUGAUUGACGAGGAGCUGUUGAGCUCGCUGGUCAAGGAGCUGGGCCUGGACCGUGUGCAGGAGCUGCCCGAGCUCUCCCUGGGGCACAAUGAGUUUGACUUCAUUUCAGACUUUGUGAGCAAGCAGCAGCCAAGCACCGUGACCUGUUGACUGGCAGGUCGGUGGGGUGGUGGUGGGGGGGUGUUUGGAGCGGCAGCAUAGAGAGGAGACAAUCAUGUAGUUCCCUUUGUGUUCAAGGGCAUUACACACUCAAGCCUGGAUGACUGUGGUGCUGGUGAUGGGUGUGGUUUCCAGUGUAUCAUUCUGUUCAUACUGCUCUCUCACCUGGGACACCUGGACUGUCUUUUUAUUAGUCAUACCCUCUGAACAGUUACAAACUUAACUUAAUCAGCCCUGGCUGAUUGAAAUGUUCACGGGGUCCCUGUGUCUUGGGUGUGUUGAUGGGAUAAGCUGGGUUGUCUUAUUGGUUUAUAAUUAUUAGUUUGAGUUAGGAAGGUGGGUUUCAGAAGGGAACAGACAGUAACCUGGUUCACCACAUCAGUGCCUUUUUGCCAUCUAGUGGCCAUUGAUGGGGGCCUCUUUCUCGGGCAGGCAGUAAGUGGGGGUUAUAAUCCUUUCAAUGGCUGCCAGUUUUUUGGCUAAAACAAGUUACCAAAUUAUUACCAUUUUAAUAAUGACUAUAUUGUUAGAAUAGUAAUAGGGAAAACUUAGCAUUGGCCAUUUUUGUUCUCUUUUUGCCACUGCUCUCCCUGGAUCAUUUAUGACAAAAACCCCCAGUAUUGCAUAGUUUGAGCUGUUUGCCUUGUGGUGAAGGUGGGGCCCGAGGCUGCAUCACACGUAAAUGCUACUGAAGAACAGUGAUGAACGUGGCCUCCUGUGACACAUCUCGCACACGCAUGUGAAGGAGAGUGAAAUGGGAACAUGCCUAGGACACGAGUGUGCCCUUGUGGCAUAGCUUCUGUGGAGCAGGAAUCCACUAUAUGUUUUCAUUAGUUUGGAAUCAAUGGACACAAAUGACAAUCAAGGAUAUAUUGUAAAUAUAUAGUGUAUAAAGAAUGCUGUCUUGUAAAGAGGUGUGUGGGUGUGUCCUAUGCAGUUGACAUGCUGGACAGCUCAUAUCCCAUACAUUCUGUUCAGACAGAAAGAAAGCCAAAGGUUUCCGCUACUUGAUAUGCUACCACUGUCCUUUACACGGAAGAACUGUUUGUCAGACUUUUUGCACACAGAAUCUGGCGGUGCCAAUGUAUUGGAAACACAUUGAAAAUGCACCUCUUCAGAGACAUAACCAAAGUUUAUCAUGUAAUUUUCUGUUUCUGUUCUGUGAAAGGGCAUCUGUCUGCAAUAAUUCUGCUUCCACAGUUGUGCAAAUAGGUAAUUUUUUCAAUAUUCCAUUUUAUGUGCUAAUGGAUUUUUCAAAACAAGAAGAUUAAGUAUGAACUCUACUAUUGUGUCAAAUUCUGUGUUGCUGAUAUAUCAGAUUUCUCAUGCAUACUUAUUGUAUGUAUUUUAUCCACCCACUGAAGCUUGUUUGUAAAUGUGCACAUAAAUACACAUUAAAUAUAUUUUACAAUAGAUGUAAUAAUGUGUGCGACUGACUUUUUCACACCUGGACAGUUCAUUUAUAAAUUUCCUC